Molecule: messenger RNA, 2547 nt
Organism: Saprolegnia parasitica CBS 223.65
Lineage: Eukaryota; Oomycota; Saprolegniomycetes; Saprolegniales; Saprolegniaceae
Exons: 11
Coding region: 1-2547 (848 amino acids)
Molecular function (GO): protein binding
Source: RefSeq, a predicted model, not a curated record
AUGAUGUGGCGGCUGCUGCUGCUCGCGGCCUUCUGCCGCGCCGAGUCGCCGCACGAUGCGAUCUUCGCGGCGCUGCAUUCGCCGCCGAUCGAGAUCCUCUCGCCGACGCAGAACCAGGUGCUCGAGUCGUCGAGCCUCAGCAUCGGCAUCGUCGUGCGCGAGCCGUCGCGAGCCCUCGAGAACCCACAGGUCUGCGUCGGCGUUGCGCCCGUCGCUCGCCGGCAGAGCUCGAAUCUGAGCGAAAACUGCUUUGAGCAGACCAACAUGACGACGUUCCACGCGACAAACCUCGAGCCCGGCACCCGCUACCACGUCAACGUGCAGCUCGUCGACCGCGGCAACGUCAUCGCCAUGUCGCUGCGCCACUUUCGCGUGGCUGCCGUGCCUCUCGAGCACGGCUACGUCACGGUCGAGGCAGCGCUCGAGGCGGCCGAGCACCUGUACACCGAUGGCCAGCUGGAGGCGGCCAUGGCCGUUUACGAACGCAUCCUCGCCCAAGUGCCCGACCACGAAGGUGCCACGUACGCGUACAUUGUCGUGCUGGUCAAGGCCAAGCAAGACGAGACGUUGAUCUCGGUGUUGGGCGCGGCGCUGCAGCGCAACCCGUCGCACGCCAUGUACCACAACCUCCUCGCGAUCUCUCUGCGCCGCAAGGGACAGCUGGAUGCUGCGCUGGACCACUGGCGCCGCGCCAUCGCGCUCGACCCCAACUUUGUUUUAGCGCAAAUGAAUCUUGGCUCGGUCUUGCAAGACCACGGGUACCUCGAGGCCGCGCUGCCGGAGCUCCGCGCGGUCGUCCAUCGCCUCGACGAUCUGCAAGACGACGCGAUCGCGUACGAAGCUGUCGGGCGCCUGUGCUCGGUCUUCAUCGACUUUGAAGAGAUCCAUAACGCGCAGCAGUGCUUGAGCACCGCUCUCGAGCGCUGGCCCACGGACGCGCAGUUUCGCAUUGCUGCUGGCAACCUCUUUUGGCGCGCCUACGACGUGGACGCGGCGCUCGAUCAGUACGCGAUCGUAGAGCCCGACGUGGUUCCUGCGAUGGUGUACGCCGCGGUCGCUCGCGAGCACCAGGGCGACGCGGAAGGCAGCGCGGCCUUGCUGGACAAGGCGCAAGCGCUGGCCAUCACGCAGGGCAAGCCGUUCAGCUACAUCCAGGUUCUCCGCGCGCUGGUGCUGCCAUGGAUCCACCCGAGUGACGACCGCUCAGUCGAUGCCGUGCGCGCCGCCAUGGAAGCCAGCCUCGACGCGCUCACCGACCUGCAACCCGAUGACAUGGCUCCGUCACGCCGGCGCUUCAGCCUCGCGCUUCCGCUGCACGCGCACCUGCGCAACAACAAGCAUCUGCGCGCCAAGAUAGCAGACGCCUUUCGGGGCUUGCUGCCCGCGGGUUCGAGGCAGGUGGCAGCGCAGCGCUUCGACUCGCCGCAUUUUGGCGCCGUCGCGAACCUCACGCGCACGCGCGUCGGCUUUGUCGGGCGACUCGCUCGCGCCUCGUGGCUCCGCGAGACGUUCUCUGCGCUCAUCCAGCAGCUCGACACGCAGCGCUUUGAGGUGUUUUUGUUUACGCUCGACGCCAAGGAAGACGGCGCGGCCGACUAUAUCGAACACGUACGCGCGAGGAUCGUCGUGGUCGCCGACGCAGUGGCGCAGGCCGCCGCCAUCAUCCGCAGCUGCAGCAUCGACGUGCUCGUCUACCCCAGCCUGGGCGACGACGCGACGACGUAUGCGCUGAGCUUGCUGCGCCUCGCUACCGUCCAGGCCGUGUGGUACGGCCUCCCAGAGACGUCGGGCGUGCCCACCAUCGACUACGCUCUGACGUCGACGCUCGAGGCAGCGGGGCACGAAGACCACUACACCGAGGCGCUCUUCCCACUCACCGGCUUCGGCCUCUUCGUUCCGGCCCACGAGCCCGCGCCAGUGCCCGCGGCGACGGUCCAAGGCGUCCGAACGGUCCUCAAGCAGAUAUUCGACUGGCCUGUCGACGACCUGAUGCGCGUUUACAUCCUGCCGAGCGACAUUGUGUCGAUGCACGCCGACAUGGUCGUCGCCAUCAAGCGGCUGCUGCGGCUCGACGGGUCUGCGUGCGUGCUGAUUGCCUCCGCGGACCAGUCCGCGACGCUCGAGAGACAGCUGCUCGAGCGCAUUGGCCUCCACAGCCCUCGCGUCCAGUUUAGUCGCCUCGAGUUCUCGAUGCGCGUCUUGAUGCGCGGCGCGGACGUCGUGCUCCAGCCGCUCUACACCCCGCGCGUCCAGCCGACCAUCCACGCGCUCCGAGAAGGCAUCCCGAUCGUGACGCUGCCGAAAGCCUUUUGGCGCACGCGCCUCGCGGCCGCCAUGCUCGAGGAGGUCGGCGUCGCCGACGUCUACGUGCGCCGCGCGAUCCAGCUCGCGUCGAAGCGCGCACUGCGCGACGAGGUCAUCGGGCGCUUGGUGCGUGGACGGGAUGUUCUCUUUGAGGACGAGACGGCCGUCUCCGAGUGGACGCGCUUCUUUACCUUUGCUUCCGAUGGGCCCCCGAGCCAACGCCAACCGCUUCUUUUGACGUAG